GGCUAAAAAUUAUCGUUAGGUAGAAUGUUGUUCUAAAAUACAAUUUAUAUCUAAUAAUUAUUUUUUUAUUGAAUAGAUUAAGGGUGUUUUCGUAAUACGUUCCGAACUUGUUGCUCAAAUAUCAAGAGAUCAAAUUUCUCGAGCGAAAAUAGACAAUGAACUUUCGAUUUCUGUAUUAACUCAAGAUGCACAAGCUAUUAAAGCUCAUAAUGCUGUGUUCAUCUGAUUUCAAUUAUUUAUUGAAGUUCUUGUUCAUAUGAAUCAUAAAUCGACUGAUCGUAAUGAACUUGUUGGUAUUUGUAAAAAUAAUUACAAAGAUAAUUCACAAGAAAUGAGUAUUAUUGAUGAUUUUGAAAAGAAUUAUACAGCAGAAAGAGCUAUCUGGUAA
Molecule: messenger RNA, 388 nt
Organism: Rotaria sordida
Lineage: Eukaryota; Metazoa; Rotifera; Eurotatoria; Philodinida; Philodinidae
Source: the annotation of a GenBank genome assembly